AUGAACAAAGUUCCUGGUCUUUUCGUGGAACACUCGCAAAAGAUCGUGUGUGACGCUGGUUGUGAGCCGAAAUUAGACCUCUGGGACAAAUUCACGAAGCCAGAGGUUAUUGAGCCUCUAGUAGCAGAUGGGGCUGCCUACUGCGGAGUUCCAGAGGCCACGGACGCGGCUAUUGAUGCAUUUGAUCAGUUCUUUCAAGCCAUCAAGACCAAGUGUGGGGAAAAACUUGGAGCUAGCCAUCUAUGCGACCACCCCGAGCGAUUGCAACCUUUUAUGGACUGCGUUCAGGCGAACACAUUCUCGAGCUCGAUCAGUUCGCUACCCAAACUGCUUCCAUAUAUGUCAGAGGGCAUGUGUAAGAGUAUGAAAGAGUAUCUUUUGAGCGACCAGCUAUGGGACCACGAUUUUCCUAGGCAUGGGUCCAAAUAUGUCCACCAAUGCCAUGAGCUAUGA
This is a messenger RNA of Penicillium atrosanguineum, 453 nucleotides long. RefSeq lists its product as uncharacterized. Bases 1 to 453 code for a protein of 150 amino acids. The record is from RefSeq and is a predicted model, not a curated record. NCBI's taxonomy places the organism in Eukaryota, Fungi, Ascomycota, Eurotiomycetes, Eurotiales, Aspergillaceae. The transcript has a single exon.